GUGGAUUGCAACGAUGAUACUCAGUUGGUUCCUUUUGAUUUUGGGAUUGGCGAUUGUUCAGAGCCAGCAACCUCCAAACAGCGCCGUAAUUAUAUCAUCCGAGAACGAAAAUAAUUACGAUGGUACUUAUAAGUACAGAUACCAGACAAGUAAUGGGAUCACAGUUGAAGAGGAAGGCUCCUUGAAGAAUCCAGGAACCGAAGGAGAAGCGCAGACUGCCAGAGGAAGCUACUCUUACACAGCUCCUGAUGGCCAGGUCAUCACCGUCAACUGGUACGCGGACGAGACCGGCUUCCACGCCGAAAGAACAAACAUCCAAGCUCCCGGAUCGAAACCUCUUAUAGUCUCAAAACCUGCUUCUCUUGCAGCUCCUGAGUUUUUUAGGGGAUGAAAUAUAUUUUCUAUGUAAUAAAAUAAAAAUACACAAGAUAUAUUCACGUAAG
Molecule: messenger RNA, 443 nt
Organism: Nezara viridula (southern green stink bug)
Lineage: Eukaryota; Metazoa; Arthropoda; Insecta; Hemiptera; Pentatomidae
Source: the annotation of a GenBank genome assembly